UUGUCUCGUUUUCUGUAUUGUGUUUUCUUUGCAACUGUAACUAGUGUCGGAAAGACCUCGCUCAUGAACCAGUAUGUGAACAAGAAGUUCAGCAACCAAUACAAGGCCACCAUCGGUGCCGACUUCUUGACCAAGGAGGUUCUUGUCGAUGAUCGCCUCGUGACCAUGCAGAUCUGGGACACUGCUGGACAGGAGCGUUUCCAGUCUUUGGGUGUUGCGUUCUACCGUGGAGCCGACUGCUGUGUGCUCGUGUACGAUGUCAACAACGCAAAGAGUUUCGAGACCCUGGAGAGCUGGAGAGACGAGUUCUUGAUCCAGGCUUCCCCUCGUGGACCCGAGAACUUUCCCUUUGUCGUCAUUGGCAACAAGAUCGAUAUGGAGGAGUCGAAGCGCAUGAUCUCUCAAAAGCGCGCUAUGGCUUGGUGCCAGUCCAAGGGCAACAUUCCCUACUUUGAAACCUCUGCCAAGGAGGCCAUCAACGUUGAGCAAGCUUUCCAGACCAUUGCCAAGAAUGCUCUUCAGCAGGAGGUCGAGGUUGAGAUUGAUUUCCCUGAUCCCAUCAAGAUUGACAGCGACACUUCGAAGGACUUUGGAUGCGCCUGUUAG
This is a messenger RNA of Gamsiella multidivaricata, 606 nucleotides long. RefSeq names its product ras family-domain-containing protein. Gene Ontology annotation, molecular function: GTPase activity; GTP binding. Gene Ontology annotation, cellular component: phagocytic vesicle; vacuole; fungal-type vacuole membrane. Gene Ontology annotation, biological process: regulation of vacuole fusion, non-autophagic. The transcript has 5 exons. The annotation marks the transcript as partial. The record is from RefSeq and is a predicted model, not a curated record. Lineage: Eukaryota; Fungi; Mortierellomycota; Mortierellomycetes; Mortierellales; Mortierellaceae.